AUGGAUCACAAUAUUCACUCAUAUUCAACUCUGCAUUUGCUCAUUGAAAACCAAAAAAAGAAAAAGAAAAGAGAAAACAAAGACGCUCAUAAUCAUUCCCAUUCACCCUUCAACAACUCAUUCACCGGUUCCGACACUCUAAGCAAUAGACAUUCGCCCAGGGUGGCGGGCAGGGCCUCGGUUGAAGCCCGCUCUGAGCAUCCGGCUCUCGAGAACAAGCUCACUCUCGUCAAAGUAGCGAGUCACGAGAUCACUCAUGUCACGCUCAGCAAGCCCAUCCUCGAAAUCCCGCUCCUCCACAUCGCGGAAGAGGAGCUUCAGAGCCCCCUUGGCAACCUUGCCCACGCCCUUUGCAACACCCUUGGCGCUGAUCUUGCGCUCUUCAAGGUCACGCUCGUCGAUCUCAGUCUCAUCGAAGAAUCGGGCGGCAAGCUCCUCCUCAUCGAAGUGACGGGCGAAGAGCUCAUCAAUGUCGCGCUCAUCCAGAUCGUCGCGCUCGGAGAGAUCACGGAAGAGGAGCUUCAGGGCUCCUUUUGCGACCUUUCCAACACCCUUGGCGACACCUUUGGCAGUGAUCUUUCGUUCCUCGAGGUCGCGCUCCUCAAUUUCGGAGUCAUCGAAGUAUCGGGCAGCGAGCUCCUCAAAGUCACGCUCGUCAAGCUCUUCCAGGUCACGCUCAUCGAGCGCGUGAAGGUCACGGAAGAAGAGCUUCAGGGCUCCCUUGGCGACCUUGCCAACGCCCUUGGCAACACCUUUGGCAGUGAUCUUGCGCUCUUCAAGGUCUCGCUCCUCAAGUUCGCCGAGAUCACGCUCAUCAAGUUCCUCGAAGUCGCGCUCUUCGAUCUCCUCGAGGUCACGGAAGAACAGCUUCAAGGCACCCUUGGCGACCUUGCCGACACCCUUGGCCACACCCUUGGCGGUGAUCUUGCGCUCCUCAAGGUCACGCUCAUCAAGCUCGGUCUCAUCAAAGUACCGGGCAGUGAGCUCCUCCUCGUCGAAGUAGCGCUCAACGAGCUCCUCGAGGUCCCGCUCCUCAAGUUCGUCAAUAUCACGCUCCUCGAUGUCGCGGAGCAGGAUGUUGAGGGCACCCUUGGCGACCUUGCCGACGCCUUUGGCAACACCUUUGGCGGUGAUCUUACGCUCCUCGAGGUCACGAGCAGCAAGCUCCUCUGCCUCGUCAUAGUAGCGAGCGAUGAGUUCCUCGAGGUCUCGCUCGCUGAGUUCAUCAACAUCCCGCUCCUCGACGUCACGGAAGAGGAGCUUCAGGGCACCCUUGGCGACCUUGCCAACGCCUUUAGCAACACCCUUGGCGGUGAUCUUACGCUCCUCGAGGUCACGAGCAACAAGCUCUUCCUCGUUAUAAUAACGAGCGAUGAGCUCCUCGAAGUCUCGCUCGCUGAGUUCAUCAACGUCUCGCGCUUCGAGGGCACCCUUGGCGACCUUGCCGACGCCUUUGGCAACACCCUUGGCGGUGAUCUUGCGCUCCUCGAGGUCCCUCUCCUUGUGCUCGGGCUUGGAUUCGGGGGCGAGAGCAACGCUCAGCUUGCCGGACUUGUGGGCCUUCUUGCCGGAGGCAGCGCUGGCAGUAUGCUUGCCGGCCUUGUGGUGCUUUCCAGACUUGGGGGCCAGAGCAACACCGAGCUUGCCGCUCUUACCAGCCUUGUCGCUCUUGCCAGCCUUGUGGGCCGAUCCGACCUUGGGGAGCUUCUGGUUGGGCGCCAGGGCGACGCCCAGCUUGCCGCUGGGGGCUUCGGCUCUCUCCACUAG
Molecule: messenger RNA, 1767 nt
Organism: Clonostachys rhizophaga
Lineage: Eukaryota; Fungi; Ascomycota; Sordariomycetes; Hypocreales; Bionectriaceae
Source: the annotation of a GenBank genome assembly